Messenger RNA from Cynocephalus volans (Philippine flying lemur), 898 nucleotides. RefSeq names its product Parkinsonism associated deglycase (gene PARK7). Lineage: Eukaryota; Metazoa; Chordata; Mammalia; Dermoptera; Cynocephalidae. Gene Ontology annotation, cellular component: nucleus; mitochondrion; cytoplasm. The record is from RefSeq and is a predicted model, not a curated record. The transcript is spliced from 7 exons. Gene Ontology annotation, biological process: response to oxidative stress; glyoxal metabolic process; glycolate biosynthetic process. Gene Ontology annotation, molecular function: oxidoreductase activity, acting on peroxide as acceptor. Bases 103 to 672 code for a protein of 189 amino acids.
AGUCUGCGCAGUGCGCGGCUGAGGGGCAAGGCGGGCCGCGCGCGUGCGUGGUGGCGUGCGUUCCCGUCAGUCAGGUUUGGGUCUUUAAAAAAUAUCAUAAAAAUGGCUUCAAAAAGAGCUCUGGUCAUCCUGGCUAAGGGAGCAGAAGAAAUGGAGACAGUCAUCCCUGUAGAUGUCAUGAGACGAGCUGGGAUUAAGGUCACCAUUGCAGGUCUGGCUGGAAAAGACCCAGUACCGUGUAGCCGUGAUGUUGUCAUUUGUCCUGAUGCCAGUCUUGAAGAUGCAAAAAAACAGGGACCAUAUGAUGUGGUGGUUCUACCAGGAGGUAAUCUGGGUGCACAGAAUUUAUCUGAGUCUGCUGCUGUGAAAGAGAUACUGAAGGAACAAGAAAACAGGAAGGGCCUCAUAGCUGCCAUCUGUGCAGGUCCUACUGCUCUGUUGGCUCAUGAAAUAGGUUUUGGAAGCAAAGUCACAACACACCCACUUGCUAAAGACAAAAUGAUGAAUGGAAGUCAUUACAGCUACUCCGAGAAUCGUGUGGAAAAAGACGGCCUGAUUCUUACAAGCCGAGGUCCCGGGACCAGCUUUGAGUUCGCUCUUGCUAUUGUUGAGGCGCUGAGUGGCAAGGAGGUGGCUGAUCAAGUGAAGGCUCCACUUGUUCUUAAAGAUUAGAGCAGAAAAAGUUGUCAGUGAGUUAGCAAAAUAGGUCAUUUAUAAUCCAUCCUCACUGUGUUCGCUUUAAACAAAAACUGGCUGGUUAAUGUGCCGCGAAGCUGUCAUUACUGCUAUUGCGAAGUACAGUUGUGAAGUCACAACUACACAGAUUUCGUAGCCUACAAAUUGUGUCUGUACAUUUCUGAACCUUGUGUGCAGAAUAAACAGGGCAUUUAGCAAAGUA